UGAGGGCUGCACUCUCACUGCUGGCUCACACACCAACACAAUUUCCUCAUAUGUGGCGGCUUCUCAAGUUUCCAUACAAGCUAUAAGGAGACUGGGUGGGGAAUAUACACGUCUGCUUUACUACAUUUGCCGACUGAAGUGUCUCCAAUCAGCAGGAUAUGGGAUGUGAUCAGAAGAGGAGAUGAUGGUGCUGCUGUGGGGCUCUGAAGUUUAUCCCAGCUAGGUGCAGAAGUGCCAGGAGAAGAGGAGGACAGGAGGGACACUAGAAAUGCCACGCAGGCAGGAGUGAGCCAGGCAACAGCAGCAGCAGGACUGUUCCCCAUGUGCUGCAGAGGCUGGAAGACAAGUCCCAGGAAUUGCACUGAGGAUGCACAGGGUAAGGAAGUACUUUCGUGGCAGUGGCAGGGCCCUGGCAUUUAUAUUCAUCGCCUCUGUCAUCUGGCUGAUCUUUGACAUGGCAGCACUGAGGUUCUCUUUCAGUGACAUUAAUAGCAAACACCAGAAAGAGGAGCUGGUCCGGAGGGAGAGAGUUGGCUUUGGAGCCUGGAAGUCCCCAGGAAGGAGGAAUAUGGACAGUAAGUGGUACCCUCUGGGAAAUCAUGACACUACUAAACUAAAAGGCAUAUUUCACCCCCCAGAAGAUGAACUCGCACCUCCAGGGAAUGCACUUGACAGUGAUUUUAAAAUAAAGGUUGGGAAGAGAAAGAGGACUAUAAAACCAUUUCUUUUUAAAAAGACACUUUCACCAUUGGGCAUACCAGCAGCCAGAUCCCUCACUCCCCACUUCAGGGCUCAGGGCAAAAAGGAUAAAUUGGACGUUUUAAAUGUGACAAACCUGCUUGUGGUAAAAUCAUAUAUGUCUAAACUUCCCCUGAAUACACCUGCUGCCGCAGAUGAUAGGCUGGUUAUUGGACUACAUACAAAUACAUUUAUUCUAGGGGUUGGGAAGGUGCAUAAUCCAGAAGAAAUUGUAGGCGCGGGGGACUUUAAUAGUAAGGAUACAGGGGUAAAGCUUGAAGGUGCAGGGGUAGAGCCCAUAGAUGUGCUGGAGUUCAAGAAAGUAGGGGACUUUAAGAGUAAGAAUGCAGGGGUGAAACUUGAAGGUGCAGGGGUAGAGCAUAAAGACACAGGGGCCUCUAAAGAUGUACUAGAGUCCAAGAAAUCGGGGGACUUUAAAGUUGCAGUGGAGUCCAAGGAAGCAGGGGGCUCAAAAAAUGCAGUGAAGCCCAAAGAUGAAGAGGUCUAUAAAGGAGCACAGGAUCUGAAUCCUGCAGGGGCCCCUAAAGAUGAAGCAGAACCCAAGGAUAAAGAGGGAAAGGAAAUUAAGGGUCCAUUCAUUGUCACUUUAAAACUAAAAGGGUCAAGAGAAAAUCUGAAAGAUUUAGAAAAACAGCAUCUUAAUGAACUACCUCUUGAAAAUGUUGUUUUAGUCAAUAAGUUGAAUUUGACUGAAAAAUUGCCUGCCAAUGUAAAUAAACUUGUAGCAGCUAAUAGUAAUGUAUCCGUCAGUGAGACCAAGGUACAUGAUUUGUUGAAUGUGACAGUUAAAAAACUGAAUGCUUCUAUAUACCCUACAUUGCCCAUUACCGAUAUUGUUGCCAAAGUUAAAAUUUCUAACCCACUGCUCAGUUUUAAACAAGGGUUUUUAGGAAUCUCUGAGAUUAAGGGAAACAAAAGUGUCAGCAGCAUAAGACAGAACAUUACAAGUAAACUGGUGAAUGCAGACUCUGGUCAUCCUAUUAAAACGGAUGAAGGAAACAAGCAGGGUAAAGGGAAUGCAUCAGAUGUCCCCAGGAGGCACAAAGUUUUAACUGUUGAUGCAACUAUGAGUCCUAGAGACUUGAGAGCUCCUGGGCAGCUUGGGAGGUCUGUGGUGGUCCCUAAAGACAAGGAGCAAGAAGCGAAGAGAAGAUGGAAUGAAGGAAAUUUUAACGUCUAUCUGAGUGACCUGAUCCCGCUGGACCGAGCUAUCGAGGACACCAGGCCUAAAGGGUGUUCAGAUCAACUUGUCCACGAUGACCUUCCGAAUACCAGCAUUAUCAUUUGUUUUGUGGACGAGGUGUGGUCCACACUCAUCCGCACUGUCUUCAGUGUCCUCAACCGAUCUCCAGCUCAUCUUAUUAAAGAGAUCAUUCUCGUGGAUGACUUCAGCACAAGAGCCUACCUCAAGGAUGACUUGGAUAAGUUCAUACUGAAAUUUCCCAAGGUCCGAGUUCUACAUUUAAAGGAAAGAAAUGGGUUAAUUCGAGCGAGGAUUGCUGGUGCAAAUAUUGCAACAGGGGAUGUUUUGACAUUCUUGGACUCACAUGUAGAAUGUAAUGUUGGAUGGCUUGAACCUCUCCUGGAACAAGUUCGAAUAAACAGAAAGAAGGUGGCUUGUCCAGUAAUUGAAGUGAUUAAUAGUAAUGACAUGAGCUACCUGACUGUGGACAACUUCCAGAGAGGUAUAUUUUCAUGGCCGAUGAACUUUGGCUGGAAGCCGAUCCCUAGAGAAGAACUACAGAAAAACCACAUGACAGAAAUGGACCCAAUAAGGUGUCCAGUUAUGGCUGGUGGACUGUUUUCCAUUGAUAAGAAAUAUUUCUAUGAACUUGGUACAUAUGACCCUGGUCUGGAUGUUUGGGGAGGAGAAAAUAUGGAAAUAUCAUUUAAGAUUUGGAUGUGUGGAGGAGAAAUCGAGAUCAUCCCUUGCUCCAGAGUGGGACACAUCUUCAGGAAUGACAACCCAUACUCCUUCCCUAAGGAUCGUGUAAAAACUGUAGAGAGAAACCUGGUUCGUGUGGCAGAAGUCUGGUUGGAUGAAUAUAAGGAGAUUUUCUACGGUCACGGUGCUCACCUCCUACGGGAACUUCCAAACAUUGGUGACCUGACUGAGCAGAAGGAACUUAGAAAGAGGCUCCAGUGCAAAAGCUUUAAGUGGUACAUAGACAAUGUCUAUCCUGAUCUGGCUGCCCCUCUGGUCAGAGCUACUGGAAUUAUAAUAAACCCUGAAUCGAGCAAAUGUCUUUCUUUGCAAAACUCUACUGUAGUCCUCGACUCUUGUGAUGCCAGUAAACAGAACCAGCAGUUUAAUUUCACAUGGUUAAGAUUGCUUGAACAGAAGGAUCUCUGCAUUGGACCUACGGAUGUGAAAGGCAAACUAGCUGUUCAAUUGUGUGACAAUACGAACAACGGACUCCGGUGGUUACAUAAAUCCUUGACAUCAUUCCAGCCAUCACUGGCAAACCACCUUGUUCUAGAAAGCAUUCAGCAGGCAACAUGUCUGGAGGUGGAUCCUUCACUCAGAAGAAUACGAACAGAUAUUUGCAAGCCUGAAAAUAAACUACAAAAAUGGCAAUUUGAGAAGUACUUUGUUGAGUGAAAACAAUGCUAUCACAGAGGAAAGUUAUAUAUCUUAUAACACAGAAUAAGAGUCACAUGGCCAAGAUAAUGACUGACUUUGCUUGUUUUUUUACAUUUAGUUCAGACUAGGUUUCUCAGAAAUGGGAAAUUAAAAAGUGGAACACCAUGUGACCUCAGGUUUAAAAAGGUCAUAAAAUCUACCCUGUACUAUACUACUUUUAGACUUCAAUUAUAUAUUUUCAAUAACAGAUUUUCAAUAGAAAAAGGGGGGACUAUACUUGGAAAAUAGGGAAACAUAAGAAUUUUCAUUACAGAAAAGAACUCCGUUUUGACAUAAGACUACAGGAUAGUCUCUAGAAUGAAAAAUGAAACCAAUAUUAAGGGUGUGAAUACUUAGUAAUAAUGAGGGGUGCCAUACUUUCAUUGAUUUAUUUUUAUGCUAUAGGGUACAUUUUGUUACAGUGGGGAUUUGAGGGUAAUGUUUAUAUGUUCCUUGAAGUAGCUGCAAGGAAGUUAUUUAUUUAUCUAUAACUUGUGUUUUGUAAGUGAUAGCAUUCUCAAAGUUGUUAAGGAAAUGUAACAUUUUCAGGGAGGGUCUGGAUUGAGAUUACUUUUUUAUUCACUCAUACAACUUUUACUAAAUGGAAAGCAUUUAUUUGUUAUUUCUGUUGCCCUGGAAUACAUCAUAUCUCCUCUUUAUCUUUUAUGUUGCAUUUGCUUCAAGUGUAUCAAGACAGCAGCUCUGCAUCAUAUUCAAGGGCAAGACAAAGAAAUAACUGUGACUGAUGCUAGAAAUACAUAGCUAAAUAAGAAUAGACAAAAUUAGUCCUACAGAAGGGCAUGUACAAAACAAUACAAUCAACUUCUUUAAAGGUGGGGAAUGCCUUUUGGACACAUGAAAAAAACAAUGGACAUAUAGUAACUGAAAGAUCGGAAGCCUCAUUUACUGAUCUUGUAGCCUAAUGUGCAUGUUUGUUGCAUUGUACAUUUUUAAACUAAA
Messenger RNA from Pseudophryne corroboree (corroboree frog), 4342 nucleotides. RefSeq names its product polypeptide N-acetylgalactosaminyltransferase 5 (gene GALNT5). Gene Ontology annotation, biological process: protein O-linked glycosylation. Gene Ontology annotation, cellular component: Golgi apparatus. The coding region runs from base 368 to 3361 and encodes 997 amino acids. The record is from RefSeq and is a predicted model, not a curated record. Gene Ontology annotation, molecular function: polypeptide N-acetylgalactosaminyltransferase activity. The transcript is spliced from 10 exons. NCBI's taxonomy places the organism in Eukaryota, Metazoa, Chordata, Amphibia, Anura, Myobatrachidae.